AUUGGGGUCACAGGAACACAGGCAAAUAUUGGACUACCGCUGUCCUUGGCUCGGGGUUUUGUCCCUUCGGUAUAUAAGAUGGACGGCCGCAGCACCACCACCGCACUGUACACUCCACCACACCUUGUCCGCUGCCUUCAUUGUCUUUCCACAUUCAGCUUUACAAGACCGACUAUGAGGGUGAGUGCUUUGCUGGUGGGGGCGUGGGCGUGUCUCCUGGUCGGGGACUCCUUGGUGGACGCCUCCCCUUGCUGCGGGUUGGUUGCUGCCGCGGCCGUUGGGGGUCUUGCCUUCGCUGGGGGCGUAGCGGUAGGCAAGCACCACCACCACCACCACCGUCGUCACCGAUGUUCUACCUGUGGCUGUGGUGGCUGUGGUGGCAACUGUGGCUGGUGCGGUGGAAACUACGGCAGGAGGCGACGCAGAAGCAUUGCCAGCUUCAUCGAGAACGCCGAGGUUCAGGACGUGUACGCCAAGAUUGCGUCCGAGGACAAGGACCAGUGCGGGCUGCGUCUGGUGUGCGAGUUGGCGCAGCAAGACCCGCGAGAUCUGGCCGAUGAUGAGGUUCAGAUCCUCCUGCCUUACAAGGGUGCUGGGCAGAGCGAUGGCACCGUGUACGGCCAGUACGACGAGGCUGCGUGGCACGGCCAGGAGGGUCACCAGUGUGCCGAGGACUACCCGCUGUGUGCCUUCACCGCCCGCCAGAUCAUGGACGAGUACAGGAAGUACGUCAUUAACAACGAAACCUUCACGGGGCAUCAGUGACCGCGUCACUCAGAUAAAAUCCUGAUUGAUGAAAUGAAUUCUCAAGCCCAGUUCAAGGUCAUUCCUCAAAACUGCUUUGCUAUUUUGUUGAGUUAGCUAUUCUAAAAAGUAAUAAUUUAGCUAAACUGCACACACGAAACAUCCAUAACCAAGUGUAAAUUACACUAAAAUAUAUUCAUUCACGAGCAUCUUUA
Messenger RNA from Scylla paramamosain (green mud crab), 959 nucleotides. RefSeq lists its product as uncharacterized. Bases 79 to 765 code for a protein of 228 amino acids. The transcript is spliced from 5 exons. Lineage: Eukaryota; Metazoa; Arthropoda; Malacostraca; Decapoda; Portunidae. The record is from RefSeq and is a predicted model, not a curated record.